Molecule: messenger RNA, 267 nt
Organism: Sclerotinia sclerotiorum 1980 UF-70
Lineage: Eukaryota; Fungi; Ascomycota; Leotiomycetes; Helotiales; Sclerotiniaceae
Exons: 4
Coding region: 1-267 (88 amino acids)
Source: RefSeq, a predicted model, not a curated record
AUGCCUCACGCGGCUUGCUAUACACUUCUUGGUAAUCUUAUCACCCUGGAAGAGGAUUCUACCAAGUCCAACGACCCUGAGAAAUACGAAGAGCAAGUCUAUUUCGCCAAAGACCAUGGAGGUAGUAUUGCAGAGGGCAAUGACUUUGAUUGGGGAUUUAUUAUCGACUUCCCUGAUGAUUCUGUUGCCGUAUCUACGAUCAUGGAAAAUAAGACUUUCAAAACAAUUGAGGAUGGACAAGGUGAAGUUACGACCCAAGCAGAUUAG